Molecule: messenger RNA, 816 nt
Organism: Thamnophis sirtalis
Lineage: Eukaryota; Metazoa; Chordata; Lepidosauria; Squamata; Natricidae
Source: RefSeq, a predicted model, not a curated record
CCGCGGUGGUUGUUGUUGUUGUCGUUGUCGCCGCCGCGGGUGGCGUGUUGGGCCCGAGCUUCCCGACCUGAAGAGGGUCCCGAUCGCCAGGCGUUGCCCACCGGCCAUGGUCCCUCGCUUCCCGCCUGAGAGACAGGAGGCGCGGGGGCAGCAGCAGCGGCCAUUGCUGGAGGGGGCUGCCCGGCGAGUGCUAUGACAGGAUGGACGCGGACGAAGUGACCAUCCGCGAGCAGAACUUCCACAGCCAAGUGCGGGAAUACACGAUCUGUUUUCUUUUGUUUGCGAUAUUGUAUAUUGUUUCCUACUUCAUUAUCAGAAGAUACAAGAGGAAAGCAGAUGAACAAGAGGAUGAAGAUGCUAUUGUCAAUAGAAUUUCGCUGUUCUUGAGCACUUUUACUCUUGCAGUUUCAGCGGGUGCCGUGCUCCUCUUACCUUUUUCAAUAAUCAGCAAUGAGAUUCUGCUUUCUUUUCCACAAAGUUACUAUAUCCAGUGGUUGAAUGGUUCUCUAAUUCAUGGUUUAUGGAACCUUGCUUCUCUCUUUUCUAAUCUUUGUUUGUUUAUAUUGAUGCCCUUUGCUUUCUUCUUUCUGGAGUCAGAAGGCUUUGCUGGCUUAAAAAAGGGAAUCAAAGCACGUAUUUUGGAAACUCUUGUUAUGCUCAUUCUUCUUGCGUUGCUUAUUCUUGGAAUUGUAUGGGUAGCUUCAGCUCUCAUAGACAAUGAUGCUGCAAGUAUGGAGUCCUUAUAUGAUCUUUGGGAAUUCUACCUCCCUUAUUUAUAUUCCUGUAUAUCUUUGAUGGGGUGUUUACUACUUCUUC